This is a messenger RNA of Anoplopoma fimbria (sablefish), 1462 nucleotides long. RefSeq lists its product as uncharacterized. The coding region runs from base 50 to 979 and encodes 309 amino acids. Gene Ontology annotation, biological process: T cell activation; positive regulation of ERK1 and ERK2 cascade; interleukin-15-mediated signaling pathway. Gene Ontology annotation, molecular function: MHC class II protein binding; protein tyrosine kinase binding. NCBI's taxonomy places the organism in Eukaryota, Metazoa, Chordata, Actinopteri, Perciformes, Anoplopomatidae. The record is from RefSeq and is a predicted model, not a curated record. Gene Ontology annotation, cellular component: external side of plasma membrane; membrane raft. The transcript is spliced from 7 exons.
CUUUGACAGUUGAAGGCGUGAGAACAAGAGACAGAGAAAGAGAGGCACGAUGGUUGAAAUCAGAUGGAUUAAAAUGACUUUAUUUGUGAUACUGCUGCUGCUUCAGUUCACAGCAGCAAGUGGACAAACCCUCUCCUCUGUCACCACAAGAGCUGGAGAUGAAGUCACUUUGUCUUGUAACAAUGUGAUAAAAAAUCAGGACAAAUGUAACAGUACUACUUGGAUUCACAGUCGUUCUGGUGUAACAGAGGAGCUGGUUAUUCUUGGGAAGGUUAAAGACAAUGUGAUUUCCAAAGCUAAAUCCAGUAGACUGAGUUUGACGUCAAACUGUUCUCUGGUUAUAAGAAAUGUCACAACUGAAGAUGUUGGUCGUUACACCUGCAGACAGUUUAUAUCAGACAAACAACAAGGUCCAGAUGCUCCGGUGGUUCUGUCUGUGAUUAACAUGGAGGGAACGAUUACCACUGAUACAGUCUCCUUGUUCUGCUCUGUGUUGAUAUACGAUCAGUGUGAACACACAGUAGAGUGGCUGUAUGAGGGUGAUAAGAGUGAUGUGGAGACAUCACAGCGUAACUGUUCAGCCACUGUGACACUUUCGGCUCCUCCUCUUUAUCAGAAAUCAAAGUAUUAUGAGUUACUGAAGUGUAAGGUGACAGAUAAAAAGAGUGGAGAAACCCUGCUGAGUAAAGUCGGCCCCCAGUUCUCAUGUGAGAAAACAGGGAGCACAUCAGUGGGGAGAAACAAUACAUCAUCUGCAAAGAAUGACACUCCAACAAAACAAGGUUGGUGGAGGUUCAUCAUUUUGGGUUUAGCAACACUCAUGCUAAUUGUUCUGGCAGUCUACAUGUGGAAGAGAACUAAAGGGAACAGAACACAGAUGGACGACAAUGCUGUGCAUCAUGAAGAUGAAGAUGAAGAUGAGGGUACAGUGACCUAUGAAAAUGUUGGAGAACCUUCUGCUUCUGUCCGACUCCACUGAUGAACAACUUCAACAUCCACUCACAAAAAAAAAAUGUAAAUAAACCUUUUAAUAUCAUUUUUUAACGUUUUCUAAGGUGUAUAAAAAAGUUAAGUCGAAAUUGUCAUCCAGUUUAACAAUUUAAACUUUAAAUGAAGAUGUUUCUCAUUGCUCUUAAUAUGUUCUCUAUUUGACAUUCAUAGCUAUUAUAUAGCAUCCAACAACAUUCUGCUAUGCACAGAUACGGUGGAGUGAUGUCAUAGAUAUGCUCUGAUUUUGGAACUAAGCCCCUUUGAAGUUAAGCUUUGCUCAAGUUUUUUUUUUUUGUCUUUUUGUGUACAGAUGUAAAUUCAUUAAUUUUAAUUCAUAACACCGCUGUAAAAAUGUUUGCUGUUUGUCCAAAAUGUUUUUGCACACAAUGUUUUGAGGGUUUGAAUGAGUUUUCAACCUUACUAGAGUCUGAAAAUGAUAUAGUCUGCAAAUAAAAAACGUGCUUCACAACGA